AUGCUUAAAAAACUUGUUAAAUAGUUUCCUAGAUUCUCAUAUAAAUUUGGAGGAAAUCAAUAAUUUGUUAUGGAAGCAAAUGAUUUAUAAGAAAUAGAGAAAUUAAGUGAAGAUAGAAUAAUCUUUUUAAAUUGUUAUGCUUCUUGGUCUUCAGAAUGUAAAUAAUUCAAUAAAACAUUAAUGGGACAUCUAAAAUAAUAUGAAAGUGUAGGCACAAUUCUUAAUGUUGAUAUUGAUAAAAAUGAAACAAUAAAAUAAUAAUUGUAGAUUCAAUCUAUACCAUUUGUUGCUUUAAUUUAUAAGAACUCUUUUAUAGAUAUUUAUUAGAAAAAUUAAAAUUUAGAAAAUUUCAUUAUUUCAAUAGAUCGUCUAUCUAGAGAAAUAAAAGGAGAAGAUUUAGGUGAAUCAAUCUUAAUGUAAUUAAGUUAACAUUCUUUUUAAGAAAAUGCAAAAGAAUUAAUUUAAUUAAGUAUUUCAAGUCAAGAAAAUGAAAGAUUAAAAAAAUAUUAUGAUAAAUUUAAGUUAUAUUAAGCUAAGGGUCAUGUAUUAUUAGGUUAAUUUGAUAUUGUUGAGACUUUAUUUAAGUAAAUUCAAAAGAAAUAAAAAGAUGAUGAUUUUAAUGAAUUAUAUUAAGAAAUAAUGGAAUUCUAUAAAAUGAUGAGGGAUUGGCAUGAACUACCUUUAAUGAUAAAAGAAUAAUUGUAAGAACUUGAUAAGAGACCAGAUGAUUUGAAUCUAAGAUUUUAGAUAAGUGAGAAUGCCUUAAAUGAUAAGAGAUACGAUUUGGCUAUAGAUUUGUUAUUGGAUGUAUAAUUGAUUUAGAAUGUAGUUAGUAAGGAUUGAUAGGAAUUGGGAAGGGAGAAAAGCAUAAAAGAGAUUAUAAUAAAUUUUUAGUGAAUUGGGUUCAUAAAAUGAGAAAGUAAUUAGGGGUCGUCAUGAAUUGGCAUAGUUAUUAUAUUGA
Messenger RNA from Paramecium pentaurelia, 961 nucleotides. Lineage: Eukaryota; Ciliophora; Oligohymenophorea; Peniculida; Parameciidae. The record is from the annotation of a GenBank genome assembly.